AUGGACAGUGUAUUGCUGUAUUGGGAUGAUAUGCUUCUGAUUGUGGGCCCUUAUGGAGAUCUAGAGGAAUUUCCUCAUCCUCUAUCCCGUGUCAAGCAAUCAGCAGGAUAUAGAUUUUCAUAUCAGAUAGGUGACUCUUUAAUCUGGCUUGGAAUUCGAGACAUGAUAAAUGAUGUUUGGAAGAAAAUGUUGAAUCUGCGACCUAUCACUUAUUUUAGUGGUUCUCAAGGCUCUAAGAUUGAUAUUCCACAUGGAUACAUAUGGAGUCCUCAUCUUGUUACUAAACCAAAAGGAAAUCGGGACAUUUAUACGGGUGUCGCUGAAAUCACUUCUGAUUUUCAGGACUACCGUAACUUACAGGAAGAGCAUUGGGCCCAACAAGAGUUGCGGUGGGCUGAGCAAGAUCAAAGAUGGGCUACUCAAGAGCAGCACAACCGCAACAUUCACCAUCUGCUGAGUGAUAUCCAUAGAGUUCUUGUGCUCCCCACACAGUCGCAGCAGCCAUCAGCAUCCCAACCCCAAUGGCCUCCCUACUAUCCUACAGAUUACCCUUCACAGUUCCCUCCAUAUCCUCCGCCUGGUCCUCAAUAG
This is a messenger RNA of Lactuca saligna, 591 nucleotides long. The record is from the annotation of a GenBank genome assembly. NCBI's taxonomy places the organism in Eukaryota, Viridiplantae, Streptophyta, Magnoliopsida, Asterales, Asteraceae.